Messenger RNA from Biomphalaria glabrata, 2514 nucleotides. RefSeq names its product protein rolling stone-like. The transcript is spliced from 6 exons. The coding region runs from base 452 to 1462 and encodes 336 amino acids. The record is from RefSeq and is a predicted model, not a curated record. Lineage: Eukaryota; Metazoa; Mollusca; Gastropoda; Planorbidae. Gene Ontology annotation, cellular component: membrane.
CUGUUCCUAAGAGAGGGGGAGCAGGCAGGUUCCGAGGAAUCGACCUAUUACGACUGAGUCUGUUAGGGACUUGAAGUAUUUGCUUAUUAAGCCGGGAAAGCGGGGUGUCACACCGCCUUGUCUCUACUAGCUGGGGGAGUGGGGAAGGGGCGCCAUGUUGUCACAGGACUCUAGCAGUAGCAGAGGCUCGAUGUUGUCGCAGCUGGUCCCAGGAUUAAGAGAUCGUUCAAACUUUCUCACCGGUGACGUUGUGUGAUUCACGCCUGGUGUUGGCUGUUAGUCCUCCGGCUUGUUACACGUGUAAGUGUUGGACUUUGUUUCAUGCAGUGAAUUUAUUUCUGUACAUUAACAUGUCCUGGAUUAAAGAACAGAUUUGAAUUUGGCACUCACUGAAUGAAGAUGUUGCCACGAAACCUUCCACCCCUGCUUCAAAAAUGGACUUGACUAUGAGAUGAGCACGUCGCUUAAGGAAGAGUUCAAACUCUUCAAGUUUGGAGUAGGUCACGACAGCCCAAUCCUUUUCAUUACAUCUCAGUGGAACUGUUCCUCCAGCAUCUAUCUAUUGUGGAGGCUCUUCUGGCUAUUGUGGCACGUAGGUUGGGUGGUGGCCAGCCCUGUAGUCAUGGUACUGUACCAGUCGGAUUCCCCAGAGGAGGGCGCCAAGUGGCUGAUCUACCUGACCCACACGACGCUCCUUCUCACCGCCAUCACCAGCACUCUAGAUUUCCUAACAGUCUUCUUCUUAAGUUACACUCGGAGAGGGAGGGCCACUUUAAGCAGCUGGAACCAUGAGAAGUCUGUGACAGGUCCACCAUUGAAAGAAGACAUAAUCUUUCAUGGGGAGUUUACUGUGCUUUCAGGUCUAGAGCCAGGCACCACACCAUGGUAUGUCAAGUUGACCUGGUUUCUGUAUGGCGUCAUAGGCAGCAGCAACAUCCUAGUGACCAUUAUGUACUGGGCGGUAGUGUUUGAUGGUAACGUAGAGGCUGUGGAUGUCAUCAUUAACAGUGUCAACUCCUUCUUCAUCAUCUCCAAUGGACUGGUCACCGCCAUGCCCGUCCGAAUACUGCACUUCCUCUACCCAGUUCUCUACGGCGCCGCCUAUUUCAUCUUCACCUACAUCUAUUAUGCAGCAGGUGGCACCAACAUUCUAAAUCUCGACAUUAUUUACAGCGCCCUGGACUGGAACCACGCUUACCCCACGGUCUUGGGCGUGGUGAUAGGGGUGUUAGUGUGCGCUCCUAUCGCCCACCUCGGGCUUUUCGCCCUCUACACGUUUAGAAUAUUCCUCUUCUCCAAGAUUCACUCGGGCAAUUUCAAGCUAAGCUCUGAAUUGGACAGCCACCAGCACAUUGCAGGCAGCUCCAGACAGCCAACGACGCUGGAAAUCAACUUAGAGCUGGGUGGCGUAGAACACAAGGGCAAGGCGACUCAAGAAACAAAGAGUGAGACAGGACUGUAAAUAUAAGCCUUUGUCUACUCACAGACUAUAUUUAUAGUACUAAUGCCUAUUCUGUGAUAUUUUGAAUGCAAAUGAGACUUGUUCGUUGUUUCUCAUUGGUGCAGUUUUUCAAAGGAUUUACCUCAGAAUCAACAUUAGGCCUACAAAAAUAAUCCAAAAAAUGCUCCUUUUUGAAAAUAACGCCAUUGUUUAAAAUUAUGUCUCUAAUUCACUUGAAUGGUGAGCUAUAACACUAAUUAUAAUCUAUUAAGUGAUAUCUGACUUAACCAGUAAGACAGUGACGCCCAACAUACGACCCGAGGACCGAAUUCGGCCCGUGACGUUGUGCCCCUCAACUCUUCUCUCCACUCUAUACAAUGAAGCCGCAAUCAGCUCCAUACAACUUUAUUCUGACUACUAGGGACGUGGCCAUGGACAUAAUGCUAUGUAUACGUUCAAGGAAUCCUUAGUUUCUAUGGGGAGUAGGCUUUAGAGGAUUGGGGGUGGGUGGGUGGAGGGUGAAUCUCCCCGGGGAGAGGAGACGAGACGUAGAUUUUGAUGUGAGGUUUGUGUGAAUGAUGAGCUAAUUUAAAUUCUAUAUACCAUUUAUUGAUAUUUUAAUUCUCAAUAUUCUCGUGUCUCUCUCUCCCCCCCCUCUUUUCAGUUGUAUUUCACUACAGAGAAGCGCCUCUGACAAUCCAAGUUUAUGGUUAUAUUCAAACGUUUUAAUGUGUAUCAUAAUGAUAUGUAAUAGACAAUUAGACAGAUAUGUAUCAUAGAGAGCAAGAGACAAACAAGAUAGAAGGAACGCGAGCAAAAGAAAGAGAGAGAGAAAGGGGUGGAGAUAGACAAAUAGACAUAGACAGAAUAAUGGAAGAGAAAAGAGAGAGAGAGAGAGAGAGAAUGUGGUCUAAAAAGGUGAAGUUAGCAUUGAGAGAUAUGAGCUGUCUUUUCAAAAACAAUUUGAAAGGAAAUACAAGCCAGAGAAAGUGUUCCUACUAGUUUAAAAAGUUGUAUAUUGUAACACCCAAUCGCUUUACCAUGUGAACAAUAAAAUAUUGUAAAUAAAUGUA